UGAAACCAGAUAAUAGAGGCCUUUUCGUUCUUAUUUUCUCAUGGCCAUAACCUAACACUCGUGGAUGGGAGUAAAGGCUUGAUUCUCAUUUCUGGUUUCCCAUUUCCAGUAACCUCUUGGGACCUAAAGCUGCAGCUGGCAAAGCUGUUAUAUUUUCUAGAGAGCUUCAAAACUGCAUAUUAAGUCCUUGUAUCUAACAAAAGAAUAGCUACCAUUUGCUUUGACCUUUCUUUUUCUUUUUUUUUUUCUUCUAGUACGACUAAACUUUGUCCUAAUUAUUUUACUUUUCCUUAAUUCAUUGAGGUUCAUUUAGUUCUAUAUCAAUCACACUGAUGUUCUCCAUAUAAAUGUAUUCACUGUUCACAUGUUCUUCAUAUAACAUGUAAUUCUUGUAUUUGUUGUAAGUAAUGUAACUUGAAAAAUUGAAAGGCUCAUGCUAUAGUUGCUAAAAGAAAUUUGAUGGAUUCAUUAUCUAUGGUGCCAAUAUGAACAUUGUCACUAAUUGUGUACCACCAAUCUAACAACAUUGGUGGGAUGAGCUUUGAUAUAAGACAGCAAAAAAAAAAAAAAAAGUUUGAAAUUGAUGGCUUAUUGAUCUUUGAUAGCUUAUUUUAUCACUGAAAUUUAAAAAAUGCAGGUGAAGAAGAUAAGAAUGUAGAGAUAAAAAUGAGGACAUUUGGCACUGAACAUCAAAAGAAGGCUGUUUUUCUGGUGGUGAAUGCUUGUUCUAGCAAAGAUUACAUGAACAAUAUAGUUGGAGUGUGCUUUGUCGGUCAGGAUAUUACUGGUCAAAAAGUGGUAAUGGACAAAUUCAUCCAUAUCCAAAGUGAUUAUAGGGCUAUUGUUCAUAGUCCAAAUCCUUUGAUCCCUCCAAUAUUUGCUUCAGAUGAAAACGCAUGCUGCUUGGAGUGGAACACUGCAAUGGAAAAGCUCACAGGGUGGAACCGAGGGGAAGUUAUUGAGAAGAUGUUGGUUGGGGAGGUUUUUGACAGUUGCUGUCAGCUCGAGGGUCCAGAUGCAUUGACAAAAUUCAUGAUUGUCCUGCACAAUGCAAUUGGAGGACAGUACACAGACAAGUUUCCAUUUUCCUUCUUUGACCGGAAUGGAAAAUUUGUGCAAGCUCUUUUGACAGCAAACAAAAGGAUAAAUAUGGGUGGCCAGAUUAUUGGAGACUUCUGCUUCUUGCAGAUUGUGAGUCCUGAGUUGCAGCAAGCUUUAAAUUUCCAGAGGCAACAGGAAAAGAAAUGCUUUGCAAGGAUGAAAGAGCUGGCUUACAUUUACCAGGAAAUAAAGAAUCCUCUUAGUGGUAUACGGUUUACAAACUUGCUGUUGGAGGCUACAGACUUGACCGAAGAUCAAAAGCAGUUUCUUGAAACAAAUGCUGCUUGUGAGAAGCAGAUGAUGAAGAUCAUUCGAGAUGUUGAUCUGGAAAGUAUUGAAGAUGGUUCACUGGAGCUUGAGAAGGCUGAAUUCUUACUUGGGAGUGUCAAAGAUGCUGUAGUUAGCCAAGUAUUGUUAUUGCUGAGGGAAAGAAAUCUACAAUUGAUUCGUGAUAUUCCAGAGGAAAUAAAAUCUCUGGCUGUAUAUGGCGAUCAGGUAAGAAUUCAACAGGUGGUGGCUGAUUUCUUGUUGAAUAUGGUACUUUGUGCACCAUCUUCAGAAGGCUGGGUAGAGAUUCAUGUUUAUCCAACACUGAAGCAAAUCUCUAACGGACUUACUGUUGUGCAUACAGAAUUCAGGAUGGUUUGCGCUGGUGAAGGUCUUGCUCCAGAAUUAGUUCAAGACAUGUUCCACAACAGUCACUGGACAACUGAAGAAGGCCUAGGGCUCAGCAUGUGCAGGAUGAUUUUGAAGCUUGUGCAAGGUGAAGUCCAAUACAUCAGGGAGUCAGAAAGAUGCUAUUUCUUAGUUAUCCUUGAUCUUCCCUUGCCUCGGAGAGGUGCGAAAAGUGUUCACUAGCAUGUGUAGCCCUGAAGGUUUGCUGAAGAGCUUUCACAAUUUUGACUCUGAUAUUGGUGAUGCAAGUCAUGAGGACCAUUUUCAAAUCCUAGUUACGAGGUUUAAGUUUGUACCAUGGCGCCUAUUUUGGCUAAUCUUUAGGUAAUACAACUGUUUCAUUCCAUCUCUUUCAAGCAUGCUUGAUACUUUGUUCAUUGACACUAGCCUGUGCUGGGUAGCUGAUAAAUGUUGCCUUGGAGUGCAAUGAUCUCAUUGAUAUGGUUAUCCAAUGUCUAAAUGGGGUAGUGGUCUGUCAUGUAAUUAGGAAAUAAUGCAUGGACCUCAGUACGAUUUUUGUGGAGGCUUGCAUGAUAAAGAGUCAAGCACAUGGACUAAUUUGCUGCUCUCUCCUGCUGCUAAGUAAAUAUUUAUAUUAUAUUUUCUCAAGUUCCCAAGGUUAAAAAAACAAAUAGUCAGGCUACCUCUACUCUUCCUCCAGGUUUAGUGUUCUAAUAUUUUUCAUUUUCUUCUGUGUAAUUAAUAAAGUGAAAU
Molecule: messenger RNA, 2490 nt
Organism: Hevea brasiliensis (rubber tree)
Lineage: Eukaryota; Viridiplantae; Streptophyta; Magnoliopsida; Malpighiales; Euphorbiaceae
Product: phytochrome B-like
Exons: 3
Coding region: 667-1959 (430 amino acids)
Biological process (GO): detection of visible light; regulation of DNA-templated transcription; signal transduction
Molecular function (GO): phosphorelay sensor kinase activity
Source: RefSeq, a predicted model, not a curated record